Chrysoperla carnea is the source of this 3394-nucleotide messenger RNA. It is a transcript of the gene Nmdar2, whose product is annotated as glutamate receptor ionotropic, NMDA 2B. The record is from RefSeq and is a predicted model, not a curated record. Gene Ontology annotation, molecular function: NMDA glutamate receptor activity; transmitter-gated monoatomic ion channel activity involved in regulation of postsynaptic membrane potential. Bases 161 to 3334 code for a protein of 1057 amino acids. Gene Ontology annotation, cellular component: postsynaptic membrane; plasma membrane. Gene Ontology annotation, biological process: monoatomic ion transport; synaptic transmission, glutamatergic; modulation of chemical synaptic transmission. Lineage: Eukaryota; Metazoa; Arthropoda; Insecta; Neuroptera; Chrysopidae. The transcript has 17 exons.
GUUUGUACAUUGUAAUCGAGGUACAACGCGUGAGCGUGGUGGGGGUGUACGUAUUGGGGGCUAUAAUAGUAGUCGUAACACAACAUUAGGUGGAUUAGGUAACAGUGGCCGCGGUGGAGGACUUAAAAUUGGUGGUGGUACCGGUUUAGGAUCUGGUCGAAUGUUAAUGACAACAACAUCCACAACAAUUUCUUCAUUAGUCACAUCAUCAUCAGCCAGCGGUCGAUAUCCAUAUCCAGAAGGUGAAAAUUGGGCUCGUGGUUAUAGUGGUGGAAGUUCAAGUGAUCGCAACAGUGGUGGUUAUUCGGGUAGUGGGGAUAAUGGGGCUCGUCGUCAUAGUCAUUUUGACAGUGGUGAUUUACAUAUUGGUCUUGUUGUUCCGUAUAAAUCUUUUGGUACACGUGAAUAUACAAAAGCUGUUACAUCAGCAAUAGCUGGUUUAACACGUAAAUUAACAUUGUUCCGCAGCCACGAGUUAAAAGUUCAUCUUGUUAUGAAAGAAUUAACACCAAGUCCAACAAUUAUUCUAAAUUCAUUGUGCAAAGAAUUUCUAUCGGUGAAUGUUUCAUCUAUAUUAUAUUUAAUGAAUUAUGAACAAUACGGUCGAAGUACAGCAUCAGCUCAAUAUUUUCUACAAUUGGCUGGAUAUUUGGGUAUUCCAGUUAUUGCAUGGAAUGCUGAUAAUUCAGGUUUAGAAAGACGAGCAUCACAAAGUUCAUUACAAUUACAAUUAGCCCCGUCCUUAGAGCAUCAAACUGCCGCCAUGUUAAGUAUAUUAGAACGAUACAAAUGGCAUCAAUUUAGUGUUGUUACAAGUCAAAUAGCUGGUCAUGAUGAUUUUAUACAAGCUGUUCGUGAACGUGUCUCUGAUAUGCAGGACACAUUCAAAUUAACAAUAUUAAAUGCUGUAUUAGUUACAAAACCAAAUGAUCUUGUUGAAUUAGUUGAUAGUGAAGCACGUGUGAUGUUAUUAUAUUGUACCAGAGAGGAAGCAAUGCAUAUAUUACAUGCGGCGAACGAUCUCAAAUUAACUGGUGAAAAUUAUGUAUGGGUCGUUGCACAAUCAGUUAUUGAAAAUUUACAAACACCAAAUCAAUUUCCAGUUGGUAUGUUGGGUGUACAUUUUGAUACCAGUUCAUCGAGUUUGGUCAACGAAAUUACAACAGCAAUAAAAGUUUACGCUCAUGGUGUGGAAGACUAUUUAUUAGAUCCCAAAAAUGCUGAACGUUCAUUAAAUACGCAACUAUCCUGUGAAGGUGGCGGUGCUGGAGCUUCACGAUGGGAUACUGGAGAUAGAUUUUUCCGACAUUUACGAAAUGUAAGCGUUGAAGGUGAACAAGGUAAACCAAAUAUUGAAUUCACUCAAGAUGGUGUGUUGAAAGCCGCUGAACUGAAAAUAAUGAAUUUACGGCCUGGAGUAUCAAAACAACUUGUUUGGGAAGAGAUUGGGGUUUGGAAAUCAUGGGUAAAAGAAGGUUUAGACAUAAAAGAUAUUGUGUGGCCAGGCAAUAGUCACACACCACCACAAGGUGUUCCCGAAAAGUUUCAUCUACGUAUCACAUUCUUAGAAGAGCCACCCUACAUUAGUUUGGCACCACCAGAUCCAGUUACUGGUAAAUGUAGUGUGGAACGUGGUGUUUUGUGUCGUGUAGCUUCUGAUCAAGAUAUUACUGAAGUGGAUAUUAGCCAAGCACAUCGAAAUGCUAGUUUUUAUCAAUGUUGUUCCGGUUUUUGUAUUGAUUUAUUGGAAAAAUUUUCCGAAGAAUUAGGAUUCACUUACGAACUAGUUCGUGUUGAAGAUGGACGAUGGGGUACAUUACAAGACGGAAAAUGGAAUGGUUUAAUUGCAGAUUUAGUAAAUCGAAAAACUGAUAUGGUAUUAACCAGUUUAAUGAUUAAUUCUGAACGAGAAGCAGUGGUUGAUUUUAGUAUACCGUUCAUGGAGACUGGUAUAGCAAUUGUAGUAGCAAAACGAACGGGUAUUAUUUCACCUACUGCAUUCUUGGAACCUUUUGAUACUGCAUCCUGGAUGUUAGUUGGAGUUGUAGCAAUACAUGCUGCCACAUUUACAAUAUUCCUAUUUGAAUGGCUGUCGCCGAGUGGAUUUGAUAUGAAGUUAUCAUUACAACAUAUGAACCCUUCGCCACAUCAUAGAUUUUCAUUGUUCAGAACCUAUUGGUUAGUUUGGGCUGUACUUUUUCAAGCCGCCGUUCAUGUUGAUUCUCCUAGAGGUUUAACUGCUCGUUUCAUGACAAACGUAUGGGCCAUGUUCGCUGUAGUAUUUCUUGCCAUAUAUACUGCCAACUUAGCAGCGUUCAUGAUAACCCGUGAAGAAUUUCAUGAAUUUUCAGGAAUUGAUGACCAUCGGUUAUCGAAACCAUUUACGUAUAAACCUUCAUUUAAAUUUGGAACAAUUCCAUGGUCACACACAGAUUCCACUUUAAAACGAUACUAUCCACAAAUGCACGAUUAUAUGAGCAAAUUCAAUAAAACAAAUGUAUUAGAAGGUGUAGAUGCUGUAUUAACUGGUGACAUGGACGCAUUCAUUUAUGAUGGAACGGUAUUAGAUUAUUUAGUUGCACAAGAUGAAGAUUGCCGAUUAUUAACUGUUGGUCAAUGGUAUGCAAUGACAGGUUAUGGUUUAGCAUUUUCCAGAAAUUCAAAAUAUGUACAAAUGUUUAAUAAACGAUUAUUAGAUUACCGAGAAAAUGGUGAUUUAGAACGAUUACGACGUUAUUGGAUGACAGGAUCAUGUAAGCCUGGGAAACAAGAGCAUAAAAGUUCAGAUCCAUUAGCACUUGAACAAUUUUUAAGUGCAUUUCUAUUAUUAAUGGCUGGUAUUUUAUUUGCUGCGUUACUUUUACUAUUAGAACAUCUCUAUUUUAAAUAUGUUAGAAAACACUUAGCUAAAACCGAUCGUGGUGGAUGCUGUGCAUUAAUUAGUCUCAGUAUGGGUAAAAGUUUAACUUUUCGUGGUGCUGUUUAUGAAGCUCAAGAUAUUUUACGUCAUCAUCGAUGUCGAGAUCCAAUUUGUGAUACACAUUUAUGGAAAGUAAAACAUGAAUUAGAUAUGGCACGACUACGAAUAAAAGAAUUAGAAAAAGAUAUGGAAUCACAUGGUCUCAAACCACCACCUAGCAAGAUAUGUCAUGGUGUAAAAGUACGUGGUGCAACAAAAUGGCGCUGUAUAUGUUUACGUGCAGCAGAUGAAAAUCUACAAAUGCCAGAACUUGAAAAAACAGUUUUGAGAAGUAGAAACUUUUUAUCUAGCAGUGCCAACGAAAUUCUCACAUCACCAAAAACAGAGAUUGCAGAAAUGGAGACAGUUCUAUGAUCUGAUGAAAAAAAGUUUCCAAUAUUAUUAAUCGAUUCUUAUGAUUAGAAAAAAAUGAAC